This is a messenger RNA of Closterium sp. Yama58-4, 2748 nucleotides long. The record is from the annotation of a GenBank genome assembly. Lineage: Eukaryota; Viridiplantae; Streptophyta; Zygnematophyceae; Desmidiales; Closteriaceae.
AUGGCGGAAGAAAUAUCAGCUCCGCCGCAAGGGGGAGAGAGGGGGAGCGCGCAGGAGGGGGCGAACGUGCAGGGGGAAGCGCCCGCACAGGGGGAAACGGGGAAAAAGGGAGAAGCUGGGGGAGCGGAGCUGAUGGACACCAGCGGUGCGCCGAAGCAGGGGCUGUCGCUCCUUCUGGCGUCAGCGGAGCUCAUCAGCCAAGGCGCAGAAGCUAGAGUGUUCGCAGCAACGUUCUGCGGGCGGCCGGCGAUACUGAAGCAGCGCUUUGAGAAGAAGUACCGCCACCCCACGCUGGACGCGCGACUCACCUCCAAGCGCCUGCACACGGAGGCGAGGAACAUGGUGCGGGCGGCGAAGCUCGGAGUAGCAGUGCCGGUGCUGUACGGUGUGGAGGAGGGGGAGCGGUGCAUCGUGAUGCAACGAGUGGCGGGCCACAGCGUUAAAGACCUCUUCCUCUCCCUCGCGCACCACUCCCCCCCUGCUGCUGCUGCUGCUGCUGCUGCCGCCAAUACCAGCACAGAACCAGCUACGAGCAUAUGCACAGGCACAGACACUGGGGCAGGCACAGGCGAGGAAACACCCAUGGGUGCGGGCAAGGGAAGGGGCAGCGGCAGUGACAGUGGCAUGGGUGGGGGGCUACACCCGCGUGUGGCGGAGGUGGCGGCAUGGAUGGGCGAGGCGAUUGCAAAGCUGCACGAUGGGGGCAUGGUGCAUGGCGACCUCACCACCUCCAACAUGCUGCUCUCGCCCCUCCCUGCUGCCGCUGCCAUUCGCGCUGCUGCUGGAUCCAGUGCAGCUGUAAUAAGAGCAGGGGCAGUAGCAGGAACUUCAGCAGCAGUGUCAUCCGAAGCAGCAGCACGGUCGGCUGCAGCAGCGGGGGCGGCUGCAGCAGCAGUGGGGGUAGUAGGGGCGGAUAGGGAGCGCGUGGUGGUGAUAGACUUUGGGCUGAGCUUCAACUCCACCAUUGCGGAGGACAAGGCUGUCGACCUCUACGUGCUUGAGCGGGCACUCAUCUCCUUGCACUCCAGCAACGGGGAUAUUAUGUCGGCGGUGCUGACAUCAUAUCGUCACCAUUCACGGUUCUGGAGCGCCACACUGAACAAGCUGGGGCAAGUUCGACUACGAGGGAGGAAAAGAGCCAUGGUUGGCCACGUGGCAGCGCGACAGCGGGAGCUGUACCGCGCCGCGCAUCUUGCGGCACCAGCCGCUGCUGCCGCCGUUGCGCUGCUGCGACAUACCCAGCUGCUCGCGCCGCGAUCCCCUUCCGUGCCGAGAGAUGCGGCGCCGUUAGCUGCUCUUGCCGAAUCGAGCGCGAUUAACGGCGCGACCAACGGCGCAAUCAACGGCGCAAUUAACGGCGCAGUGAGCAGCCCGAUCGACGGGUCCAUUAGAAGAUUGUUUUCAAGCUUAGCUCCGAGGCGCGCUUUCUCUCCUACCAUCUCCCACCACAAACCUUCCUCCACGUCAUCAUCCACGUCAUUCUCGUCUCUGAUUGGUCCCAGCAAUCGCCCCUUCCACAGUGGAAUCCCCACCGCUCGCAAUGGCUGGGGCUUCGGAUCUGAGGACACGUGGCAAAAUCUGGGAGCAUCUUCAGCCUCGCUGACCAAUUGGGGCGUGCGGAUCGUGCCCGAGAAAAGCGCUUACGUUAUAGAGCGAUUCGGAAAGUACUACAAGACUUUAGGUUCCGGAAUCCAUCUCUUAAUACCGUUAGUAGACCGAAUCGCGUACGUGCACUCGCUGAAAGAGGAGGCGAUCCCGAUUCCGAACCAAUCAGCAAUCACCAAGGAUAACGUCAGCAUCCAGAUCGACGGUGUUCUUUACGUCCGGAUCGUGGAUCCGGUGCAGGCAUCGUACGGUGUGGAGCGGCCGCUGUACGCAGUGGUGCAGCUGGCCCAGACGACCAUGCGCAGCGAGCUGGGGAAGAUCACUCUCGACAACACAUUUGAAGAACGCGAUAUUCUCAACACCAAUAUUGUGAGGGCGAUCAAUGAAGCGGGGCAGGCAUGGGGCAUUGAGUGCCUGAGAUACGAGAUCCGUGACAUCUCGCCCCCACCUGGCGUGCGGGCAGCCAUGGAGAUGCAGGCUGAGGCAGAGAGGCGGAGGCGUGCACAAGUGCUCGAGUCAGAGGGUGACCGCCAGGCGAACAUAAACAUGGCAGAGGGGCGCAAGACGGCAGUCAUCCUCGAAUCAGAGGCCGCCAUGUCAGACCAGAUGAACCGAGCCAAGGGAGAGGCGGAGGCAAUAGUGGCAAGGGCGAGGGCAUCAGCGGAGGGAAUCGCCAUGCUGUCUAGAGCGCUCAUGGCUGAAGGGGCAAGCCAGGCUGCAAGCCUGCGAGUGGCAGAGCAGUACGUGGCAGCUCUGGCGAAUCUGGCGAAGCAGGGAACAACAGUGCUGCUGCCGAGCAACGUGGGCGACCCCUCGUCCAUGGUAGCGCAAGCACUCGCUAUCUAUAAGACCGUGUCCGGUUCCCCUACAGGUGUGACUGUACCGAGCGCCCCUACGGAUGUGACUGUACCGGGUGAUACUGUAACAGGUGCAGCAGCAGCAACCACUGGUGCAAGUGAGCUGAGGAAAGCUGGAAAUGUGGGGUCACAGGAGAGGGAUAGAGAGGUGGGGGCUGCAAGCAGGACGAGUGGCAGCGAAACGGUGAAUGCUGGUGGUGGUGGUGGUUUUUUCGGUGGUGGUGAUGAUGCUGGUGGGUCUGGCAGAAAAGGGACUGGCUUCUCAUUGCAAGCACCACGAAGGUGA